Messenger RNA from Heterostelium album PN500, 246 nucleotides. RefSeq lists its product as uncharacterized. The transcript has 3 exons. NCBI's taxonomy places the organism in Eukaryota, Evosea, Eumycetozoa, Acytosteliales, Acytosteliaceae. Bases 1 to 246 code for a protein of 81 amino acids. The record is from RefSeq and is a predicted model, not a curated record.
AUGGAACUAUAUGGUCAUAACCCCGAUUUUGAAAUGUCAUACUUGUCUCAAAAAAUCUAUUUUGUUGGACCAACCUCUGCAUCAAGCACUCCCUUUUGUGUGAUCUUCUGCUCCGUCAACAUCUUCAAAUCACCAAAGGAAUCUGGUUUUGCUACCUGGAACAUCUCAAUCGCUUUUGGAACAGCUUCAAACAAUAGAAUGGAUACGUGCCCAAGUUACGAGAUGUUAUCAAAGAAAGAACUUUAA